Messenger RNA from Schizosaccharomyces japonicus yFS275, 1363 nucleotides. RefSeq names its product WD repeat protein. The transcript has 6 exons. NCBI's taxonomy places the organism in Eukaryota, Fungi, Ascomycota, Schizosaccharomycetes, Schizosaccharomycetales, Schizosaccharomycetaceae. Bases 111 to 1223 code for a protein of 370 amino acids. The record is from RefSeq and is a predicted model, not a curated record. Gene Ontology annotation, biological process: macroautophagy. Gene Ontology annotation, cellular component: fungal-type vacuole membrane; endosome; phagophore assembly site.
CUUAUCUGAUCCCACCUCUUCGUAUAUCCGGCAGUUAGGUGUGCUACGUUGAAUCCAGCACGACACUCUUUACGCAUUCAAAAACGAACUCUGGCCUCUGAAAUUGAGCAAUGCGCUCUCAAAACGACAAUAUUUUAUGCUGUAACUAUAACCAGGACUGCAGUUUACUUGCUGUUGGAACGCGUGAAGGAUACAAAAUCUAUAAUUGCGAUCCUUUCGGAAAAUGUUUUCAAAAAGCCCAGGAAGCAACGACGAUUAUUGAGAUGUUGUUCAACACGUCUCUUGUAGCAUUGGUGAAACAGACACCAGAAAGCAAUAGCAGGAAACUGGAAAUUAUGAACACCAAGAGAAGUACAACUAUCUGUGAAUUAACUUUUCCGACAAAGCUUCUCGCCGUGAAGCUAAAUCGAAAACGCCUUGUUGCCGUGCUGGAGGAACAAAUUUACGUUUAUGACAUUAGCAACAUGAUGCUGCUCUACACCAUCGAGACUUGCAAUAAUGCUUUUGGCGUGUGUGCUUUGUCUGCUGAUUCAGAGAACUGCUACCUUGUAUAUCCGGACAUGAACAAGGAGACUGCAACGCACGAGGGAUCGAACGGUGGGUCUUCCGUCGGUGUCGUUGGCUCAGACGUUUCAGGACGCGUUGUUCUGUGGGAUGCCAUCAAGUGUCAGCCUGUUCGUGUUAUUGAGGCUCAUAAAAACGCUCUGAGUCUCCUGAAGUUCAACGCAACUGGCACUAUGUUGGCAACCGUUUCUGAAGACGGACGCAUCAUUCGUAUCUUUGCGAUUCCCUCCGGUGAGCGUUUGUUUCAGUUCCGGCGUGGGACCUUACCAAAUCAAAUCCACUCCAUAGCUUUCGAUCCCAAGUCACACUUUCUCGCUGUCACUUCUGACUCACAAACGAUGCAUGUAUACCGUUUGGAUGCGCCUGAACCGAGUCCAUCUAAGCACAGUCUUUUACGACGCGGUUCCAAAUCACUAGUGAAUGCCGUCGGUGGAUAUCUCCCGCAGUCGUUUACCGGUGUCUGGGAUCCUCGGCGGCAUUUUGCUUUUGCACACAUUCCCGGGCCUAGAGUUCGCACUGCUGUGGCUUUCUCUGCCGAUGGACUGUAUGUGAAUGUUGCUACUCUAGCUGGUAGCUUGCUUGUAUUUCGUCUUCCCCUACCUGAGGGUGGUGAAUGUCCGCUCGUUAAUCACUUUUCCAUCGGUAAUGUUCCAGUGUAACUCAUUUACGUGUCUUUCUCUAUUGAAACACCAUUUUGUUAUGAACUCCCGUUUUGACUUUUACUGCAUGAACAAAAAGAUGUACUUUAAACUUUCUAGUUUUGCAUAUUGGCACCAAUUAUGUCCGUAGCAUCUUUCUA